AUACCUCUAACAGCGAGUCCAGAGUGCAGACGAAGGAAGAACAAGCGGUGGGUGCACGCGCCUAAGGUUGCCUUUAUGAUUUAUCCUGUUGACGUACCCACUCAAAACAAUUGGGGAUAGAGGGGACGAUAGAGGUGGGGAGAGAGAGCAAUUGUUUUGGAAUUGGCGAAAAGGAAAAGGGUUAGGUGAAAAUUGUUGAUGGGUUCAAAAACGUGAAGCAAAACUGAGGGCCAAAUCGAAAUCUGGCUAACCUUGAGGGGUUGAGGUUUCGCCUGUCCUUCAAGCAAUCAUCAUCGGAUUACAUAGACGGCGACGAGGAGUGCAGGCCGUGGCGUCGCAGGCUUUCCAUGGCCUUCUCAUGGCUCUCUUUUCUCAGGAUCACCUUCCUCCUCCUCCUUAUUGCCGCCAUCGCCGUCGCUUGUUUCACUCUCCCUGUUGAAAAGAUUCUGAAGGACUUCUUAUUAUGGAUUGAGCAAGAUCUUGGACCUUGGGGUCCGCUUGCGCUGGCUGUUGCUUACAUUCCUCUGACAGUCCUGGCAGUUCCAGCUUCAGUACUUACUCUUGGUGGUGGCUAUCUUUUUGGGUUGCCUGUGGGCUUUGUUGCCGAUUCAAUUGGUGCCACUGUCGGUGCAGGUGCUGCAUUUCUUCUUGGCAGAACGAUUGGGAGGUCAUAUGUUAUCUCCAAGUUAAAGGAUUAUCCUCAAUUCCGGGCAGUUGCCAUUGCAAUUCAGAGAUCUGGCUUUAAGAUUGUUUUGCUGCUUCGGCUUGUUCCCUUACUUCCUUUUAACAUGCUGAAUUACCUCCUGUCUGUGACUCCAGUUCCAGUAUGGGAGUACAUGCUGGCUUCCUGGUUGGGAAUGAUGCCAAUAACACUUGCUCUAGUAUACAUUGGAACCACUCUCAAGGAUCUUUCUGAUGUAACACAUGGAUGGCAUGAGUUUUCAACUUCUCGUUGGAUAUUUAUAGGGUUGGGCCUUGUGAUAUCUGUGAUUCUAAUGGUUUGUGUUACUAAAGUUGCCAAGGCUGCUUUGGAAAAAGCUUUGGCUGAAAACGAGGAUAUAGAUGGCAUUGUAGCUGCCCCGCAGUUACCCAUUGUAUCUAAUCCAUCAUUGGAUCUCCAGCAGCCUCUAGUUGUCAAGAUAGACCCUACUCAAGACAAUCAAGAAAAAUGAAAUACACGUCCUGUAAAUUCUUCCCCUACCUUCUUCAAAAGACUCCUUGUCCCCUUUUUCUUUUUUUACUUUAGCAACUGUCUGCAGCACUAGGUGCUUUCCAUUUUUAUCCAUUUAGUCUCAUCUUCUCUCAUUACGAAUUGUUUUGGACAGAAAUGUAAGAUUAUAUGGGUAAGAAUGUGUUUUAAUUGUAUUUGUUCCAUUGGAAAUCAGUAAAA
This is a messenger RNA of Vitis riparia (riverbank grape), 1390 nucleotides long. RefSeq names its product TVP38/TMEM64 family membrane protein slr0305. The record is from RefSeq and is a predicted model, not a curated record. Lineage: Eukaryota; Viridiplantae; Streptophyta; Magnoliopsida; Vitales; Vitaceae. Bases 348 to 1172 code for a protein of 274 amino acids. The transcript has 9 exons. Gene Ontology annotation, cellular component: membrane.